Messenger RNA from Podarcis lilfordi (Lilford's wall lizard), 1119 nucleotides. Lineage: Eukaryota; Metazoa; Chordata; Lepidosauria; Squamata; Lacertidae. The record is from the annotation of a GenBank genome assembly.
UAUAGAAGGCAACCACUAUUUUCCUGAUGCCGUUCUUCAUUUAGUGCACAUAAUUAGUUUUCAUAAAGUCAGGAAAAUGAACGAUAAAUCCUUGUUCUGGUCCAUUGGUUCUUUGUAUAGGAUAAUCCAGGUCCAAAAAUUUUUCUGCAAUGGAAAUUAAACCCUCCAGAAGCCAACAAAAGCGUGGGUAAGUCUGUAAAUUGAAAGAUACAAGUAUAUACAAGUAGCAGCCAUUUUGCGCACUUUCAAUUGGCAUGCAACCACCAACGCACAUGUCAUUUUCAGACCCAGAAGAGGGUGGAAAGGGGCAGGGGUGUAAUGGGAUGGGCUGGACGUGUGUCUGGAGCGCAGGUGGGAAGCUGCCUGUACCUAAAAAAUAACAAACAGCCUGAUUCUAUGCAUUUUUACUCAGAGGUAAGCUCUGUUGUAUUCUGUGGGUCUUACUCCUCGGUAAGUGUGUGAGCCCCAUUGAAUUUACUGGAAAUUACUCCUGAGUAAAUACCCAGAGAAUGAAAUACCCAGAGAAUGUAUGAAAGCCUUUAAGUUCCAGUGCAUCACUUCUGCAUGAUAUAGUGGAAGCAAGCCAUUUUUAAGCUGAGUGUAUGAUGUUAUCAUUGUGGAUUGUAAAAGAAUAAACUUGUAAGUUCAAAGAGUUUAGAUUAUGUUACUAUCUAUUAUUGAAACCAUUGUAAAAAAUGCUUUUCUUUAUCAAAGCCACCAGCAUUUAUUACCUCCUGGUUUCCCUCCUUGCAGGGGGCAUUCUACUUUUGCUUUUAUUUUUUUCUAUGUUUUCUGCAGAAACUAUAUAUAAAUCUUGUGUAAUCGUUUUGUUUGUCAAUAUCUCACCUAAAUUAUGAAAUGUAAAAUAGUAAGUCCAGUUCUGGUUAUAGACAAAAUUAUCUUGUAUAAUUUUUUUAAUGAGGGAAGUUAAAUAAAAUGCAAUACUAUUGAAUUGCUAAUUGUUUGAAUGAUAUAUCUUAAAAUGUAUUAUUUGAAGGAAACAUUCAAGACAUUCAACAUCUAAAACGGAUGCUGUCGUAGAAUUGUACCUCAGUGAGGAACAUGAAAAAAAAAGUAGAGCAGCAACGGUUAUUCAGAGAGCCUGGAAAAGAUGGCUGG